UUUUUUUUUUCAUUUUUUUUUUUUGGUUUAAUAUUUUUAAUAAUUAUUUUUUUAUUAAUAAAACUCAUAAAAAUGCGAUAUGUUUCUAUUUUUACAUUUAAAAAAUGCGAAUGAACAUGCGUCUAUUUAAAAGUCACAUCCGCCGCCAUCUUGCUUUUUGAGAAAGUACUGUAUCUGUACCAUACCAGUAAAAAUCAAAUAAAAAUGUCUAGCGAUGAAAAUGACGCAAGUUUUAGUGAUGAAUCUUCAGAUGAAGAUAUCUGGGAGCCAGACAGCAGUGAUUCUGACUCAGAUAUUGAAAAUUUGAAUGAUUUUACUUCACCCAGAGACAGAGGCAAUGCUGUUCCCAAGGGAUACAAUGAUGUGGAUGAAGGACCACCAGCCCCAACACCAAAAUUUAGACCAGCCAGAGAACCAGGAGUUCAUUUGAAUGAUGAGAUUCUGACAAAGGCUGGAGUUAGAAAGUUUUUACAUCCAUCAGAUUUCUUCAAGCUGUACUUCACUGUCGACCUUGUCAAUAUGCUUGUGUUGUACACAAACAAAUAUGCUGCCCACUUCGGACCAACCAAACCAACAGUCUACAAAGGAUGGUAUGAUGUAACUGUAGAUGAAUUCUAUACUUUUUUGGGUUUGCUCAUGUAUAUGUCUAUUGUUCGAGCACCCUCUGUUUCCAAGUAUUGGUGUAGGUCAUCACUUUACAAUGGUUUAUGGGCAAGAAGCUUUAUGACUAAAAAAAGAUUUCUUCAGAUCAUGUCCUUUUUAAAAGUAUCUAAUUUUGAAACAGAGGAUCGUCAAGAUAAACUAAGUAAAAUUCGUUUUUUGUAUGAAUACAUUCAUAAAAAAUGUCAAAAACUAUACCAGCCUCAUCAAAAUCUUUCCAUUGAUGAGAGAAUGUACAAAAUAAAGGGAGAUAUGGUUUUCGGCAGUACAUACGUGACAAACCAACUAAAUGGGGGAUGAAAAUAUGGGUCCUAGCUGACUCUCUUACAGGUUAUACUUAUGACUUUGAGAUCUAUGUUGGCAAAGACAACAGUCCAUCUUCUCGUUUUGGUUUGGCUUAUGAUGUUGUUAUGCGUUUGUCUAAAAGUAUUAUAAACCAGGGAUAUGUCAUAUUUUUUGAUAAUUUUUACACUAGUUAUCAACUUUUAAAAGAUUUAUUGUUAAAAGGUAUAUGUGCUUGUGGAACAAUAUUAAAAAAUAGGAAAGGAUUUCCUAAUGCUCUAAAAGAUGUAAAAACAUUUGAGAAGAAUUCUAAUAGAGGAGAUAUGCGAUGGGUUAGGGAUGAUGAGAUUUUGACAACUCAAUGGCGGGAUAACAAAACUGUAUCUGUUAUGUCAAAUUUUAUGACAGCUAAUGGUUAUUCAUUUGUCAAAAGGAGAACUAAAAUCAAUGGAGAAUAUAGGGAAUUACUAGUGAAACAGCCUUC
Molecule: messenger RNA, 1426 nt
Organism: Biomphalaria glabrata
Lineage: Eukaryota; Metazoa; Mollusca; Gastropoda; Planorbidae
Exons: 2
Coding region: 205-960 (251 amino acids)
Source: RefSeq, a predicted model, not a curated record